Molecule: messenger RNA, 4354 nt
Organism: Biomphalaria glabrata
Lineage: Eukaryota; Metazoa; Mollusca; Gastropoda; Planorbidae
Exons: 3
Coding region: 38-760 (240 amino acids)
Source: RefSeq, a predicted model, not a curated record
AUACGCGGUCUACAGUGUACUUAUCACCAGUGUCAGCAUGACCACAGGUCUAUACAACGCUGCCAGGUUCAAACCUUCCAGUAUGAUUACGACCCUUUCAAACUUUUAUUCUUAUUUGGGUGUAGACGGAGACUAUAGUGGUGUAAUAAAUAAUGGUCAUUGUAUGCAUACAAACAAUGAACAUGCACCCUGGUGGAUAGUGGACUUGCUUGGUCAGUUUGAAGUACAGCAGAUAAAACUCUAUAACAGAAACGAAGACUACAUCUCUGCUAUUAGAGUGAAAAACUUUACUCUUGAUAUAUUUGAUGAAGAUCCAAGACAACUUGCCAACUUCCCCACUAUAACUGGUCAUUUGUGCUACAAUCAGACUGAUCCACUGGAAACAACACCAUUGCUGGUCAACUGCAGGACCUCUAUUCUUGGCAGAUAUAUUCGUCUAAGCAUGACAACUGAUGUUAACAACCCACUACAUAUCUGUGAAAUGGAAGUAUUAGUUAGUAGUUCCAACUAUGAAAUUAUUAACUUUAACAAAAUAAUGAACACCAAACUAGUGGACACGCCCAUGGCUCAAGUUCAACUCAGCGACUCAUUUUUUUGUGUUCUGGAAUGUCUCAAGCGUCGGUUGUCUACCUACUGUACAGCUGUGAACUGGAUCACAUCCACUCGGUCAUGUCAGCUUUUUAGUAUCAAUCCUUUUGUAGAUUUGACAACUAGACUUAUGACUGAUGAAAGGACAGAUUUAUAUAUUCAACGUAUUUAAAUAUGUAUUUUUAAAUGACAGACUAACAAAAAGGAAUAGAGAUUUAUAUAUUUCAAGAUUUUAGAUUUUAUUUUCAUAAUUCGGACUUGACAAAAACAAUAAAGAUUUAUAUAAACAAAGCAUUUAGAUAUGGCAUUUUAUAAGACAAGCUUAAGAAAAAAUAACGAUUUAUAUAUUCAAAGUAUUUAGAUAUACAUUUUCAAAGCCUAUUUGACAAGAACUCAGCAUUAGAAACAGAAACUACUUUAAGGACACUAUAAGAUGCACACCGGCUACACCCGUUGAUUAUUGUUUAUUUUGGCCUGGAUACACACUUUCCAAUUUUUUUUUUGAACUUGCAUUAAACGCCUUAUAAUUUAACAAUUCACCGUGAAUCUUCUAUUUGUUACAAUGAAAUUGGACGUCAUUCCCUCUUUCUCUAUCUCACUCUCUUUCCUCCUCACUCUCAGUCUCUGUCUCUCUCACUCUCUCUUUCCUUCUCUCUCUCACUCUCUCUUUCCUUCUCUCUCUCACUCUCUCUUUCCUUCUCUCUCUCACUCUCUCUUUCCUUCUCUCUCACUCUCUCUUUCCUUCUCUCUCUCACUCUCUCUUUCCUUCUCCCUCACCCUAAAUCUCUCUCCCCUCUUUGUUCUUGUUAAAACCCCGGCACAACCGGUCUUCAACAGAAGAUGCCAAGAGAUCGUAUACAUUUGUAAAAUUGCCUAGACAGAGAUGAGAAUUUACAUUGACAGAAAUGGAUACAAAUAUACUUACUAAAUUAUGAGAGCAUACCAGUAUACAGAAGCGAACUGUGUGUCGAAAUCGACCAUUGCAUUACGGUAGAGCACUCUCCAAUUUAUGGUGUGCGUCAAUUGGUAAUUCACAAAAUAUGUAAAUUUUGAUAAUCCAUGUGUGGGUUUAGGCCUACGUAAUGAUUUUUAUGGCAACCCAAAAAAAUUCGUCCUGAUCCUAGGACACCUAUACAGUCAGUCUAGUUGCUGCAUUAAAACAGAAGAAGGAACAACAGAGUUUUUCAGCAUCGAGACAGGUGUGAGACAGGGGUGCAUCUUAUCUCCCUUCCUUUUCCUCCUAGCUAUCGACUACAUAAUGAGGAGAGCAAUUACCAGACUGCCUUUGGUAUUCCAUGUCGUGAACAAAUUCGAAUGUCGGACUUGGACUUUGCUCAUGACGUUGCACUACUCGAGGCUACAAAUAAAUGCAUUCAGGAAAUGACGGAGAGCCUAGAUAGAGAUGCACCCAAAAUUGGCCUCCGCAUAAACCUGGAUAAGACCGAAAUUCUGUGAGUGGGAUAUGAGGCAAAGGGUGCCUUCGUCAGACUUGGCGAGUCAAAUCUUGAAGAGCUGGACAAGUUCACUUACCUUGGCAGCAUCAUAACAAAUGAUGGAGAUGCCUACCAUGACGUAGCGUGCCUAAUAGGAAAGGCAGGGAGCAUUUUUUAAAGGCUGCAGCGUAUUUGGAAAAGCCAAACCAUUGGAGACAAAAAUACACCUUCUCAACACAAUCGUCAUCUCAACUGCAACAUAUGCAUGUGAGACAUGGAAGUCAUCUGUAAAAAUUGAGAAUGUGGCUCAACAGAAAUGGCUGAGAAUGAUUUUUCGAGUCAGUUACACCGAUCGGGUCUCCCGAACUGGGAGUCGAUAGAGCGUCGCAUGAAGUUUGCGGGACUAUUCUACAACAAAACGAACUACUCAUACUAUGAGUUGCGAUGACAAGGAGGGAAAUACUAGGAAAGCGCAAACAGGGACGUCCUCGUAUUACUUGGCGCCACAGCUUCAUGGAGGACCUCAGAACAGAGGACAACAGGUGGGAGGAGGCUUCAGACAUUGCUAACGAAAGAUCUUUAUGGAGACAGCUUGCUGCCCAAUGCGCCGAACGGCGCGGGAGGACCAAAGUCUAAGUAAAGUUUAUUAUAUUUUCAUACAUAUUUUGCACUAAAAUACCAAUUUUAUUGAGUAAAACAAAUACUUUUAAAAAUGGUUUCACAUCUUUCAAUGUUAUUGCUUUGAUUCCAGUGUCUGCUUAUCUAUCCGCUGUUUUAUUUUCAAUUUUGUCAAGCACUAGAAAAAGCGUUUCUCGUAAUGAGACGACUCUCUGCCUUAAAGUGAACAAAAGAGUUUUUCAGAGCCACAUCUUGUGACCACCACCGCGUUCCUCCUAAUGUAGUUGAUCUAUGGUGAUAAGGAUCUUUCGUCACACUUUCCGUAACAUCCCUGUUAUUAUUAUAACUUUUAUAUAGCGCUACUUUCAAGCUUAUGGCAUGCUCAGAGCGCCAUAUUCCAAUCUCAUUUGUGGACCAGUUGGGAGGAGGGAGAAGGUUUUCCGAGCUGCCUUUAGGUACUCAGUAAACACAAUUCUGCUCGAGUCGGGUGUCGAACCUCAAGCCCUAUUUAUAGGUGGUCAAGCCAAGUUCAAACUUACUUAACGUCUCGACCACGCCCCCCUCUCCCACAUGUGUAAGAAUCUUUAACGAACUCAGCAGUUAUCUAUAGAGUGACAAGAAAAUGGAAUUCUUGAUGUUUCUGUCACUAUGAGGCUCAGAUUAUGUGCGUAGUGUCACGAUUGAAUACUGUGACUUAGUUGUACCUAUUUCCAGAAAUCGGGGUCAGGUCAAUGAAGCCGCAGAGCAAACACUUGUUAAUUAUUAACAGAAACCUUCACAUGUAUCUCUACACAUUUACAGAGGAGACUCUUCUAAAAAAUAUAUUCUGAAAAUCUUGAAAAGCAUGUCUGCAUGUUUCAACUUUCAACACAUUAUUUACGUCUAUAUGCAUGAUGAAAGUUCUUUUAUCCGACACUGUUAAUUACAGCCAGCAGGGUUACCCUUUCUCUAGGGCGGAUGAUGGGUCAUAAGUUAUUGUGGCCUACGGUUAACGAGGUUGUCAUGUCUCCAGCACAACGACCAACCACCUUUAUUUUUUAGGUACACAUUACAGCUGGGCGGACUCGUAGAAGCCCUAAAUAUCCCGAAAUUUAAAAUCCUAUUCUUCACCGAGAUUCGAACCAUGGAUUCCAGUUGGGGAGCCAAUCUCUUUACCACUCAAUCACCGAGCCUACACAUGUCUUUCCUUCAUCAAAACUAACAUAUCGAACAGAGCAUUGAUUUGUGCAUGGCAUAUUUCGAGUAAUACCAAUCCGCAGUAAAAACAUUAUCCAGGGUAAAAGUCGCUUCCAGUUUGUUACAUGGAUAGUUUAAUCUACAUUUCCCGUUAAUCUAAACAAUAACUAUGCGCUCCGUUACAGUUCUUCUUUUCUGACUUCAUCCCGUCUCAAACUCUUUUGAUUUUGAAAAAAAAAUGUUGGUUGUUUGAUCUCAAAAAUAUGUUUAAUGUUUCAGAUUAAUGUUUAUGGUCAUCUGACUUUUCAUGUUUUUAAUGUACUUGACGUCUAUCUCUCAUAUCUCCGGCAAACGCUUUUUUUUCUUGUGUGCUUAGCAAAUGCCAUUCAAAAUAAACCCACUCUAUAUUGACUGAAGUAUCACUAUUUUUCCGCUUGCCUUGUAUAAAAAAAAAUAAUUAAAAACUUAAACAGCUACGACAGCCUAUGACAACCUACGACAGCCUAUGACAGCCUAUGACAGCCUACGACAGCCUACGA